AUGAAUUCGAGUCAGCCGAGUACAAGCGGUGUGAAUUGUGCGAAACGGAGGAUUCACGUGACUGUGACAUUGCAGCAAAAAGUUGAAGCGCUAAAACAGAAAGAUGCAGGUGUUCCGACGAGUGAUAUAGCUGUACAGUACAAUGUUAAUGACAGUACAGUAAGAAGGUGGGUUCGUGAUAGAAAAAAAUUGGAGAAAUGCGGUAGUUUUGCGUUAACAUCAAAGCGUAUGCGUCUGUCACCUCUAAAAAAAGUAAACGAAGCGUUAACCAUUUGGUUUAAUUCCGAAAGAAAACAGAACGAAAUAAUCGGUGUUACAGAAAUCAAAGCGAAAGCUCAACAAUUCUUUGAACGGUUUGGUGGUAUGGAAAUAUUUAAAGUUAGCGACGGAUGGUUUCAUGGUUGGAAAAAGAAGAAUGGGAUACGCUUAUUGGUCAAUUGCGGGGAACAGGUAUCCACAGAUACCGAAGCAGCGGUGAACUUUAAAAAUCAAUUGUUAGAAUUAAUCGAAGAGGAAAAAUUGAAAUUGAACCAAAUUUUUAAUGCGGACGAAACGGGUUUAUAUUUCAAAAUGAUGCCGAAGAACACAUUAGUGAUCAAAACAGAGAACUCGACAGCGGGUUAUGGAACAAUUAAAGAUAGGGUAACUGUGAUGGCAUGCUGUAACGCUACCGGUUCGUUGAAAAUGCCAUUAUUAAUCGUUGGACGACAUCAGAAGCCAGGACCAUUAAAAAAUUUAAUGCCACACCUAUUACCAGUCAAGUAUAUCAGCCAAUCGAACGCUUGCAUGAAUAUCACAAUCUUUGAAACAUGGUUUAAGGAGGAUUUCGUGCCGAAUGUUGUUACAUUUUUAAGAUCGAAAGGGUUGCCUGAAAAAGCGAUUUUAUUGCACGAUAAUGCCAAGUCGUAUUCGUCACCAAAAAUUUUAUCUGUUGGCGGUAUUAGAGCUAUAUCCUUACCUCCAAACGUUACAUCGCUCAUACAACCUUUAGAUCAAGGUAUUAUAGCGGCAAUGAAGAGAAGGUAUAAGACGAAACUGUUAAGAUAUAUAUUGAACGCCCAAAACAACGGGCAGGAUUAUAAUGAUGCAAUGAAAUCAUUCAACAUAAAGUAUGCCAUUAAUUUCAUAAGCGAUGCUUGGAAUGAAAUAACAGAAAAAACAAUUUCCAAUGGUUGGAAGAAUUUAUUGAACCAAUCGGUCGAUUCGACCAGUAUUUCUGACGAGAUCACGUCUGAAUACAUCUAUCAGAUUUCUAAAAAAAUUCGAAAUCUUCAAAACGUUACGUUAGACGAAGUUACUGAAUGGGUUGAUCUAGAUUCAGACAACAUAACCGACGAAGAUAUUAUUCGAGCCGUACAAGAUAGCGAUAGUGAAGAGAUUGAGACAGAAGAUGAUGAUCCUGCGGACACUGAAAUCUCACCGUCAAGUGCAUUGGAAGCUGCAGACUGUCUGAUUUCAUUUUGCGAAAAGAACCAGAUCUUCAUCCCUCACAUGACAGGAUUAAGAGCAGUCAGAGAUCAAAUAUUACAACUUAAAGAUGACAUUUAA
Molecule: messenger RNA, 1548 nt
Organism: Dufourea novaeangliae
Lineage: Eukaryota; Metazoa; Arthropoda; Insecta; Hymenoptera; Halictidae
Product: jerky protein homolog-like
Exons: 3
Coding region: 1-1548 (515 amino acids)
Cellular component (GO): nucleus
Molecular function (GO): DNA binding
Source: RefSeq, a predicted model, not a curated record